Molecule: messenger RNA, 4451 nt
Organism: Rhineura floridana
Lineage: Eukaryota; Metazoa; Chordata; Lepidosauria; Squamata; Rhineuridae
Gene: NR5A1
Product: nuclear receptor subfamily 5 group A member 1
Exons: 7
Coding region: 69-1682 (537 amino acids)
Biological process (GO): regulation of transcription by RNA polymerase II; hormone-mediated signaling pathway; tissue development
Cellular component (GO): RNA polymerase II transcription regulator complex
Molecular function (GO): nuclear receptor activity; zinc ion binding; RNA polymerase II cis-regulatory region sequence-specific DNA binding
Source: RefSeq, a predicted model, not a curated record
AGGCUGGGACGCCCGGAGCGAGUGCGCCCACUUUUAUACCCUUGUGCACGCGAGAGAAAGAGACCCACAUGCAAGGCCCCCUCAAUCAAUCCUUUCCAUGUGGGUCCACCUGGAUUAAAAUCAGAGUCCAAGGAUCGGGCUAUUUCCACUCCUGGAGACCCAAGCGAGAGUUUCUGGCUUCUUCAGCUCCACGGACAAACAGCAAGAGGCCUUUCCCAAGCCCUGCGGCGGCGGCAGCGGCGAUGGAUUAUUCCUACGACGAGGACCUGGACGAGCUGUGCCCCGUCUGCGGGGACAAAGUCUCCGGCUACCAUUACGGGCUCCUCACCUGCGAGAGCUGCAAGGGCUUCUUCAAGAGGACGGUGCAGAACAACAAACACUACACGUGUACCGAGAGCCAGAACUGCAAGAUCGACAAGACGCAGCGCAAGAGGUGCCCCUAUUGUCGGUUCCAGAAGUGCCUCGUGGUGGGCAUGAAACUCGAAGCUGUGCGUGCCGACCGCAUGCGAGGGGGCCGGAACAAGUUCGGGCCGAUGUACAAGCGGGACCGGGCUAUGAAGCAGCAGAAGAAAGCGCUGAUCCGCGCCAACGGCUUCAAGGUGGAGACGGCGCCUCCGCCCAUCGUGUCCCCAGUGCAGGCGGCGGACUACGGCGGCCUGCCCGCCUCGCUGCACGGCCUCGCCCACCACCCCGGGGUGGCCAAGGGGCUGCCCCCGCCCAGCGCCACCGCCAUGACGCCCGUCGAUUACGAGCGCAGCCCCUACGGGACGCCCGCCCUGGCCGUGCCGGUGCCCGCCGGCCACGUGGCGCUCUCCGGCUACCACUACCAGCCCUUCGCCAGCCGGGCCAUCAAGUCCGAGUUCCCGGACCCGUAUGGGGCCCACCCUCACGAGGCCGCUCCGGCCUACCCCUAUCCCGAGGCCUACCCCGGUGGCGGCUCCCCGGUGAUGGCGCCCGACAUCCCCGACGUGAUCCUGAAGCUGCUGCAGCUGGAGCCCGACGAGGCGCAAGUCAAGGGCCGCAUCCUGGCCUGCCUGCAGGAGGAGCAGAGCAAGAGCCGCCACGAGAAGCUCAGCGCCUUCGGCCUCAUGUGCAAGAUGGCAGACCAGACGCUCUUUGCCAUCGUGGAGUGGGCACGGAGCUGCAUCUUCUUCAAGGAGUUGGAGGUGGGAGACCAGAUGAAGCUGCUGCAGAACUGCUGGAGUGAGCUGCUGGUCUUCGACCACAUCUUCCGUCAAGUGCAGUAUGGGAAAGAGCACAGCCUGCUGCUGGUGACGGGCCAGGAGGUGGACAUGUCAACCCUUGCCACACAGGCAGGAUCCAUCCUGAACAACUUGGUGCUGAGAGCACAGGAGCUUGUGCUUCACUUGCAUUCCCUGCAGGUAGACAGGCAGGAGUUUGUCUGCUUGAAGUUCCUAAUUCUCUUCAGUCUUGAUGUGAAAUACGUGGAGAAUUCGAGUGUAGUGAAGGACGCCCAGGAGAAAGCCAAUGCAGCCCUGCUGGAGUACACCCUCUGCAACUACCCCCACGCCACAGACAAAUUCCGGCAACUGCUGAUCCGGCUGGCCGACAUCCGAUCGCUCAGCAUGCAGGCAGAAGAGUACCUGUACCACAAACACCUGAGCGGAGAGGUGCCUUGCAACAAUCUGCUGAUCGAAAUGCUUCAUGCCAAGCGGACUUGAGGGCGUAAAGGAGACCCCUUGUUUUCCCCCUCCUGGGGAAGAGACUCUGAUGCCCGAGAUGCAGGGGUGGUGGGAGAGAGGUCAGGCCGGGGGGGGAGGGCAGCACGGCAGGGUGAGCGUCUCGUGGCCUCCUCCCCCACGGGCGGGCUCGCCCAGCAGUUCUGUUUCUAAUCUGUGCCCUUGAGAAGCUCCAGGCUGGUCAUUUCCCUCAUCCGGCAGCCGUGGAUGUGCACAAGUCUGCCGAGGGUCGCCCACAUGUGUUUGGUUCAAGGCUUGGUUCUCUUGCAUCUGAAAACAGCAAGGCUCAACUCCGUAGGGCUGCCCUUGAAGACUGUUUGGAGAUCACAGCUGGGUGAGGGCGGGCUUCCUAACUGGGUGGGAGAGGGGUAACCCAGUCCUUGUGUGAGGAGGAGGAGGAGGAUCUAUGCCAGCUCUCCCCCCUGCUGUCCGUGCAUGGUUCUAGCUAUGUUGCCUCUGACUGGGAAAGAUGGGGAAAGCCAGGGUACAGCUACCCCAUUCCAUGUGUCCCUCUACAGUUGAUGGAGGUGGCCACGAGGAUGUCUGUGGGGCGUGUGCUACAAUGAGGGUUUGCAGAGAGAGAGAGAGGGUUUUGUUGUGGGCGCCUCAGAAACGUGGCACCCCCUUUCCCUCUUGGGGCUUCAGCAGUUUGGGAGAUGAUGCAAAUCUUUCUCUCUCUGGUCUAUGUGGCUGCGAGUUGAGCCAGUUAAUGUUUUUUUAUUUACUUCAGUUAUCUGUUAAUUUUAACCUCUCUUGUAUUUGAAAUCCUCAUUUCAAGCACAUUACAUUCUCUGAACUGCCGGGUCUGCGUUGGGAGGGUACUAUAACUUCAGUAGCUUAUGAUUGUACCUUAAAUGUGUUUUCGGUCUGUGCACCCUUAUAAACAGGUGCUCAGAUCCACUGUCCAAGAAAAGAAAACUCUGCCUGUAUUUUUUUUUUACUCCCUAGAGGGCCUUACCUGGGCAGGUUGCUGCUCUCCUGCAGCAAGUCUCUGACCCCGAUCUGGCUCUCUAGACACAACUAUUUCUGUAGUUUUUGACGGACAGGCAUUGCUUGCUCUGUCAGUAACUUUGUGAAUUCCUAUGAUGCAGACACUCAUGCCUGCAGGGCUGCUGUCAUUCAUUCCUGGGGGAGACCCACAGACACUGGUGUGCUUGUUGGGCUCUGGCUUAAGGCAGGGGGCUGCAGUCCUCCAUUGCAAGAUCCUCCGUGCACAGUGGGGGGGGGCUUACUCUAGAGCAGCCUUCCCCAACCUCAUGCGCUUCAGUCGGUAGGCGUUAUGGUCCAACGCAUACAGAGGGCACCAAGGUAUUCCUACAGCAAAAUAUUCAGCAUUGCAAAUGUGUCAUAGCACCAAACAGCACCUGUUCCACAUUAAUCCUUGUUGUGAAAGGCGUGUGUAUGAGUAGAAGUACUUAAAAAAAAAGUAUUUUGGCUUCUGCUCCCCCCCCAAAAACCAAGCUUCCUAUAGGCAUAUUGUCCUUUUGGGGGGGGGGGAGGUGGCAUUCUUUCCAAAUAACUCUCUAUGUCCAUAAAUGCAUUUCAGGUCCUGUAUCCUCCAGGUUACCUUUCCUGGCAGUUGCUGCCAGCCAUCACCCCAAGAGCAGAUGCGUUUGCUAAAAGUGCACUUUUAACACCCUGCCUUUCAGUUUUCCUGUUCCAAAAUGGUCCUUCCGGCUGGCCCUACCUGGGACACCUUGCUCUGUGCUGUGCUACUUGAUUGCUUGAAGAGGUUGCUUUCUUGCUCUCUUGGAUGGGAAGGAGGGGGGAACUAGACCAGCUUUUCCCCAAGGUGGUGCCCUCCAGGCAACUCCCAUCAUCUCUGGCCAUUGGCCGUGCUGUAGCUGAGGCUGAUGGGAGUUUUAGUCUAGCAUCAUCUGGAGGGCACCAGCUUGGAGAAGGAUGAUCUAGAAUCUGGGAAUCCUGGUUGCCAUAUUGCUGCAGCACCCCUUUCCCCCCCAAACCCCCCCCCCAAGCACGAGUUUGAGCAUGUUUUUCUUGGGACUAGCUAGUGACUGAAAUGCAUGCAAUUUUGAGAGUUAAAAAGUACUUGUCUGGAUGUUCAGGAAAGAUGGACAGUGCUUUGCCCGGGCAGGGAUCAGCCGUGUUUGUUCCUGUUGCUGUAAUUUGGUAAGGGCCUUACUGGACAUGUCUGAACCCCUAAGCACAAAACAGGAGUGAAAAUUGGUAGUGAAAUAUGGCUGUCACUAGUCAAAUAAGCAGGCUUUGGGUUUGUUGUGAAGGCUGCACCCAAAUGGAGGUGGGAGUUCUGUCUUCGAUUGUUUCCCUGUCUCCACGAAAGUACUCCCCACCCUGCAAAGCGUACCGACAACCUUUCCCCUGCAAUCUGACCUGGAUUUGGAGGUGGUCCAUCAGAGCCAAGCAUCAGGCUGCCGUGUGCCUUCCUACCAGACCUUUGCAAAGCCUUGAUGAAGCCUUUGGAUGCUUUGACUAUGCUGCUGUGAUUGCUUCAUUUUUCUGUGUUUAUUGAUGAAAUUUUGCUGCAUUUUCUGCUCCAGAUGUAAUGUUUGGGCUACCUUUUUGUGUAUGUUGUGGUUUGAAAGAGUUGGGGAAUAUAGUUUGGAAGUGACAAGCUGUGUGUGUGUCCCCCAUUCUGAAAUGAAAAGUGCUCUUAAGUGUGUCCCUCUUUCUCCCUCCUCACAAUUUUUUUGCUUUCCAUUAUCAGAAGUCCUUCUGAGGAAGGAGAAUUAGGAUGAACUAUCUUGCCAAAUAAAACAUUCCAAUAAAUUU